Balearica regulorum gibbericeps (East African grey crowned-crane) is the source of this 2484-nucleotide messenger RNA. Lineage: Eukaryota; Metazoa; Chordata; Aves; Gruiformes; Gruidae. The record is from RefSeq and is a predicted model, not a curated record.
AUGUUGAGCAUCAUCGGGCAGGGCGCUGGGAACGGGGCCUGUGAAGUCAUUGGAGUGAGAGGUGGUGAAAACACAGCUUCAAGCUUGCUGCAGGAUCACUACCUUGAUUCAUCUUGGAGAACUGAUAACAGCCUUCCAUGGACGUUGGACAGCAGCAUUAGCGAAGAAAACAGGGCUGUCAUUGAGAAAAUGUUGCUGGAAGAAGAAUAUUAUUUAUCUAAUAAAUCACUUUCUGAAAAAAUGUGGCUCAAUCAAAAAGAAGUGGAGAAAAGAUCUAUGAGAAGCCCACAUAAGAAAACUGGAAAAGUCAUGGUGCGAUCACCUACAAAAUCAGCUAGCUACUCAUUAAAGUGGACAUCAGAAGAAAAAGAACUAUUUGAACAAGGACUGGUGAAAUUUGGCCGCCGAUGGACGAAAAUUGCCAAGUUGAUUGGAAGUCGUACUGUUCUGCAAGUAAAGAGCUAUGCUCGGCAGUAUUUUAAGAACAAGGCAAAAACUGGUGAUUCUGAAAAAGAAGAGCAGAGUCAGUGUGGUAGCAGUCUUCCCAUUGAAGAUGGGAUAAGGGUAGAAGCAUGGUCGUCUGGAAACUUGAGAGGCCGUGCAGACCCCAAUCUGAAUGCAGUGAAAAUUGAAAAGCUGUCAGAUGAUGAAGAAGUAGACAUAACUGAUGAUGUGGAUGAACUACUUUCUCCUACCCUCCAGCAAGAAACUGGAAAAUCUGAAUUACCUGUUAUUUCAAAAAGUCCAGCUGAAGAAACGAAAGGAAUGGAACACAUUUGUUCAUCUGGCGGACAUGGUUCUGCAGUUCCUUUACCUAAAGAAGAUCGUCAACAUACCAAGCAAGAUACAGUGGAUGCAUUAGUAUUUCCAGGUGUUGCAGCAACUUCUUCUCAGCACCUGAACGGUGAUAAAACUGUGAACUUAGAUUACCAGCAAUACAAUAAUUUCAUUGAGAAAGCUGAACAAGGCAGACUAGUAACAUCUCGUGGAACUAGACAAGUAACUGAUCAGCUCGGUGAGGAACAGAGACAUCUGGCUGAUAAUGGAUUGCUUUUUCCUUCUCCCCCUCAAGUGGAUGAAGAUCAUCCAGAAGAAGCAGAGGAGCUUAAGCCACCUGAUCAAGAAGUGGAGGUUGACAGAAGCAUCAUUCUGGAAGAAGAAAAGCAAGCUAUUCCUGAAUUUUUUGAAGGGCGCCAGGCCAAAACACCAGAGCGUUAUUUGAAAAUUCGGAAUUACAUUUUGGAUCAAUGGGAGAGAUGUAAACCCAAAUACCUGAAUAAGACUUCAGUACGUCCAGGCCUCAAGAACUGUGGUGAUGUUAACUGCAUUGGACGGAUCCAUACGUAUUUGGAAUUAAUAGGAGCGAUUAACUUUGGCUGUGAACAGGCUGUGUAUAACCGACCCCAACCAGCUGAUAAAACACGGUCCAAAGAAGGCAAAGACACAGUGGAAGCAUACCAGCUCGCUCAGCGCUUGCAAUCAAUGCGUACAAGACGACGGCGAGUGCGUGAUCCUUGGGGAAACUGGUGUGAUGCAAGGGAUUUGGAAGGACAGACAUUUGAGCAUCUGUCUGCUGAAGAAUUAGCAAGAAGAAGAGAGGAAGAAAAACUGAAACCUGCAAAAUCUUCUAAAGGUUCAAGACAAAUAAAAAGUUCCUUUGAUCCCUUUCAGCUGAUACCAUGCUGUUUAUUCACCGAAGAAAAACAGGAACCUUUUCAGGUGAAAGUAUCUUCCGAAGCACUUUUAAUAAUGGAUUUGCACUCUCAUGUGUCUAUGGCAGAAGUAAUAGGGCUGCUAGGUGGAAGAUACUCUGAAGCUGAUAAAGUUGUAGAAGUUUGCGCAGCAGAGCCAUGCAACAGCCUCAGUACAGGACUGCAGUGCGAGAUGGAUCCGGUGUCUCAGACGCAGGCCUCGGAAACGCUGGCUGCCAGAGGAUACAGCGUUAUUGGGUGGUACCAUUCCCACCCUGCCUUUGACCCCAACCCCUCAAUACGAGAUAUUGACACUCAAGCUAAAUACCAGAGUUAUUUCUCCAGGGGUGGUGCCAUGUUCAUUGGAAUGAUUAUAAGUCCUUACAACCGAAAUAAUCCUCUUCCAUAUUCUCAGAUUACUUGUCUAGUAAUUAGCGAUGAGAUCAGUUCUGAUGGUUCCUACCGCCUGCCCUACAAAUUUGAAGUACAGCAGAUGUUGGAAGAACCACAGUGGGAAUUAGUAUUUGAAAAAACGAGAUGGAUAAUUGAAAAAUACAGAUUCUGCCAUAGCAGUGUCCCCAUGGAUAAAAUUUUUCACAGAGAUUCUGACCUGACUUGUUUACAGAAACUGUUGGAGUGCAUGAGGAAGACUUUGGGCAAGGUAACAAACUGCUUCAUUGCAGAAGAGUUCUUGACUCAGAUAGAAAACUUAUUCCUUUCCACAUACAAGAGUGAGAAAAAGAAUAAUGCUGAAGAAAAUGAGAAUGACCGUUCAAAUGAACUGCCAGUGUGA